Molecule: messenger RNA, 1935 nt
Organism: Morchella importuna
Lineage: Eukaryota; Fungi; Ascomycota; Pezizomycetes; Pezizales; Morchellaceae
Exons: 3
Coding region: 1-1935 (644 amino acids)
Biological process (GO): regulation of DNA-templated transcription
Molecular function (GO): DNA-binding transcription factor activity, RNA polymerase II-specific; zinc ion binding
Source: RefSeq, a predicted model, not a curated record
AUGGUGAUCAGAAAUAAAGAUCCGUGCCAGCCUUGCAGGCAAAAAAAAAUAAGGUGCAAUCAUAAUAUACAACAGACCCCUAGCCCCGCGCCGGUCGUGAGCCCCAAAGCGUCCUUGACGCCCAGGAAGACGCGUCAGGCUAUGGAGAAACCCUCAACCAUUAGUCUUGGUAAUAUUCCGGUAUUUGAAAGCCAGGAGGGUCUUGAUGCGUUAGCCACGAUCAGCAACAACAACCUUGGGGCUAGAGACAACACUCCGGACUUGCUGGAAACCUGCAACACAAAGCCAGUGGUUAAACCACGCAAAAGAGGCCUCUUUAGGGAGUCUCCGCCGGCAAAGCUCACAAAAAAGCAGAGGGUGGAUAGUAGCCCAACAGACACAUUCGAAGCAGAAAUGAAUGUAUCGGUCCCGGCGUGGAUGACUGAGAAACUUAAAAGCAUCCCUGAUUUCCGGGGCCCCAUGGGCUCCAAGAGAUCAGGUCUUAGGAACUGUCGAAAGAACCUCAAAACCUUCUUCGCCAAUACCCGUGACUCGGAGGACUCGUCUAAUGGCUCUGUGCAAAGCGCGUCAACUGGCGAACCAGAGAAAGAAGAGCGCUUGAGGAUCGCCAAAGCCAGUUUAGAUACCAAUGCUUCGAGAAGCGGGUCUUCAAGGGCGACCACAUCAAUUGUGGUAAUUGAUGAUGAUGAUAACCCGUUUCCUUCAAUCAGCGAAGACUUUGAACACAACGAGAGGGUAAAAGGAGGAAUUGGGGCAUUGUCGCUAAUGAGUCCCCCGGCUCCUGCCUUGAUAGAGACUACUCUAGAAAAUCCAGAAGCUGGCAAUCCCGUAGAGGCUGAAAGACAUAGUUCACUAUCCGUCCAAGCUUUAGAGGAAGAGCCAGAAAAAUCCAUGAAACCUGGAAACGCGGGUUUGGGAAUGCUCCAGGAAGUGGAAAGCAAGUUGCCCGAAUCUGAACCGAGUGUUCCAGGCUCUUUAUCAAGCGGUAAAAAUCUUGAGAAACAGGUAAACGGACCCGUAGAGAUUGAACCGCACCAGCAAGAGACGACAGACGAUGUCGAAAAUGCGCCUUAUGGUUGUAAACCGCUGAGCACAAAAGAACUUGUACCGAUGAUCAAUGGUGCGGUGGAUGGCAAAUUGUCUUCUGAGGGUAAUGAUUCAGAGAAGGUUCCUGUAGUUACUGGCCUUGGCGAACAAGGCAUUGAACAUCGGGGAGAAGAGCAAUGCGUUGCUAGUAACCCCGAUGACCCCUCUUCUGGAGAGCCGGGUCUUCAAUCUAUCGUUACAUCAGAUGGUUCUAUUGAUGACAAGGUCAAUGUUGAGCAUAUUCCUCAUCUUGGUAGCGCGGGUGAUUCGCCACUGGACAAAGCAGGUGUCUCUGAGAAGAAUGUCUUCAAGGAUACGGUACAAAAGGAUUUGGUGGAGGUCAAGAGGGGAGAAUCAACCCAAGCUACUCUCAAGGAUGUUCAACAAAGCCCAGACGAAUCAUCGGACCCCGAGGCAAACAUUUUGUAUCCUGAUAUCGUGUUUCCGCGGUAUCAACUUCCAAUAGCACCAAUCCACCCCAAUGGAAUCGUGCAGAGUUCGGGCCUCAACCCGUGGAAUAGAGCCUCUCGGGAUGAAAGUUUAGUGUCUUCAGAGGGAUCUAUGGAUAGCGACGAUGCAAGACGAACGUUGUGGAGCAAAGAACAGGCUGAGAGCCCCUCUUUAUCUACUAUUGACAGGUCUCGCUGGAGGGAUUUGGACGCUGGGCCAAGCCGUUUUUCAGGCCCUCGAAUUGUUACACCGCUUCGCGCCACCCCUCUUGAACCUGGAAUGGGCCUGGUAGAUACAAAACGUUACUCUCAACAUGAAGGGCUGUGGAACAUGGUCACCAAUGAUUACCUCGCAAAGUUCAAGCGCGUUUCUAAAGAUAAAGAGGAAGAAAGGUUGUGA